AUGACUUCUGUUCCCCACCCUCACAGAAGAACCACCUCACCGGACACCGGUACAGGCAAUUGUCCCCCAGCUGGACCAUUACCGAGCCCGCUUUCAGGCCCAGAAACUCACCCGGUAUCGGCCCGUACAAAUAAUUCCCACCCAACAACAACCUCUCGAAUUGGGCCGCCCCAUGGCCCAACACCUUCAACACGUACUGGGUUGGGAUCAAACCCGAAAACUGAUUAUUCUCCAAUGAUAAAGCCGAGAGACGGAGACGGGUGGGCGAACAAACUCGCAGGGAUUGACCCGGCGAUUAGCCACCAAGCCCGCCGGAAUAUUCCCCUGCAACUGAUUAUUCCUCAUUGCUAUCUCGACGAGGGACGGCGGCAGCGCCGCCGGAAUCCCUCCCGAAAUGGCGUUGUCGCUGGCGUCAAGGAAACUCAGUUCACCGAGUCGACUCAGAUCGGGAAACUCGGCCCCGAGUCGGUUCCCUUGGAUCUCGAGCCUUUUCAAAUUAGCGAGACCGUUGAGGCUCGAGGGGACGGUCCCUGUGAGAUUAUUUCGGUCAAGGCACAUCUCCUCGAGCCCCGCGAGCGAGCCGAGCGAGUCAGGGAUCGGGCCGGAGAGCGAGUUUCCGGACAGGCCGAGCCGCCUGAGCCGGGUCAGGGCAGAAAGCGAAUCGGGUAUGGGACCCGAGAAGUUGUUGUCGGACAGGUCGAGGAUCUGGAGGUAGGGAGCGGCGGCCCAGGGGACGGCGGCGAGGGAGCCGGAGUAGCCGGCGGGGUCGAGGGACAGCUCAGUGACGCGGGCGGCGGCGGCGGCGGAGGAGGAGUUGCAGCGGAGACCGCAGGUGAAUUUGUCGGAAAAGAGGGGUCGAGGGUGAAGUCCCAUGAGUCGAUGCAGGAGCCAGGGGGAAUUGUGCUUGGGGCGAUUGUACGUUUGAGCUGCUUCAGGAGUUGUACGUCUGAGUGGUGGGUGGCGGAGUGGGUGGGAGUAGGGAGGCGAAGGACGGCGGCGGUGAUUGUGAGGAAUAAUGUGAGGAGAUAA
This is a messenger RNA of Striga asiatica, 1029 nucleotides long. Lineage: Eukaryota; Viridiplantae; Streptophyta; Magnoliopsida; Lamiales; Orobanchaceae. The record is from the annotation of a GenBank genome assembly.